UUAUUUGCAUGCGAGUUUAGUAUACUGGUGGGAAUUAGGAGGAAUCGUGAUACAUUUGUUUGACUUUUCGGGUGGCAAUAAUCGAUGUUAUAACCUACAGUUUGCUAAGCGUUUGUCUCCUGAAACGUUCGGUGACCAUGAAAAGAUAAUGUUUGUGUACAAUUGCAUUGACCUUGCACCAGGCAGUAGCUACCUCUUACAGGUGGAUGCAUCACCAAUUCCUACUAAAGAACUAAAAACUACACAAUGGUAUAAGGUUAUCACUGUCCCUAAAUUGAUUUUCUCGGUUGUGAAUUGUACAAAAAAGGAAGAUGCCACUGGAUGGACUUCGGAUUAUGUAAACAUAACAACUUGGUACAGAUCGUUUGCUCUUGAAUUUGCUGUGGCCCCUCCCUCCUGCGGACUUGAAACUUAUAUAUUAUUUAUUUCCAAAUUUGAGGACCUUAAAUUAAUCUAUAAAGGUUAUAAAUCUGUAAAAAGUUCACAAGCAACACCCAAGUUCAUUAAUGGUGAAUUGAAAAAUGUUGUCACAGUGAAUUUUACUAAUGCUACAUAUGUUGGAACGUACCAGGUUAAUCUGAGACCUACAUACUUAGAUGAACACUGUAGCUGUAAAACUACAAGCUUUCCAAUUGUUCAAGUAUAUGAUUCACCAUGUAAAGCAGAUAUGUGCCAGAAUGGCACCUGUAUUCCUGUUGGAUUCACCGAGAACUACCACUGUAUUUGCAACGAUCCCUACUUUGAGCAUGAAGGGAAAUGUGUUGAUAAACAUCCACGAUUACUGACCUGUCCUGCUGACAUCAUUAAAGGCACAGGUCAAAAGGAGUCAAUAGUGUCCUGGCAUGAACCAACAGUUGACACCGAUAUCUCAGCUGCUUUCGAAUGUGAUCCAUCUUCUGGUUCAGAUUUUAGUAUUGGUACAACUAACGUUACUUGUUCUGCUACUGAUGAUGUUGGAAAUAUGAGGAGCUGUAUAUUUUCUGUUGAAGUUUAUGAUGCUGGAUCACCUUCUCUGAUAUGUCCUGAUAACAUCAUAAUAGGCACAAAUCCAGGGCAGUCAACGGCAACAGUGACCUGGAGUGACCCAACAGUUACCGACAAUAUUGACACGUCUGAUCUUCUAGCUAUCUGUACUCCACCUUCUGGUUCAUUAUUUAAUGUUGGCUUAACUGAUGUUAAUUGUUCUGCUAAAGAUAAUGUGGGAAAUGAGGGGUACUGUAUAUUUGGUGUUGAUGUGUUUGAUGAUGUGCGACCGGUAGUUAAUUGUCCUACAGACAUCCGACAAGUAUUGGAUCCAGGCCUAUCAACCAGCGUUGUGACCUGGAAUGACCCUGACGUUACCGACAACGUUGACACUGGUCUAUCAUCUUCUUGUACUCCAUCUUCUGGUUCAUCUUUUAAUGUUGGUUUAAAUAGCGUUACUUGCACUGCUACUGAUUUUCAGGGAAAUGAUGACAGCUGUAUAUUUUCUGUUGUUGUUUACGAUAAUGAGACUCCAACAUUCCAUGGCUGCAAACAGUUGCAACCUAGCAUCAGUAACAAGACAGCUCUUGGCCAAGAAAUGUGUCCCAUGUUUUGGACAGCUCCAUUUGCAACUGACAAUGUGAGAGUAGCAAAUGUUACAGCAUCCAAUAAUCCUGGUAACAUGUUUCAUGUGGGUAAAACGCCGGUGACAUACACAGCAACUGAUGAUAGUGGGAACACAGCUAUCUGCUCAUUUGAUGUCAUUAUUAAAGUUGCUGAGGAAAGGACAAGUAAUUUUACUAUUGCUGUAACCACCGGAGUAGUUGGUGGCAUUUUUCUUCUGUGCUUAAUAAGUUGUUUAUACAGGUAUUGUCGUUUGAGACCUCAGAAAUUUAGCGAAGGUUAUCAGAAAGCACAUGAAGAUACAAGGUUUGACUUGCUACCAAAGAGUCCAUGUUUGGAAUUUAGAGAUCCAAAUCAGAUGGCCAUUCAUGUCCAUUCAGUUAAGUUACUAAUCAUCUAUUUUGAUGAUGUGAAGGAACACAAAGAGGUUGUUUUGACAUUUGCUACAUUCUUGAAAGCUCACUGUGGAGUUGACGUCAUCAUCCAUGACUGGAAUACACCUGACAUAGUCUCUCUCAGUUCCUGGAUCUCGAAGGAGAUGAAUGAUGCCUCAAAGGUUUUGUUUCUUUCUUCCUAUGGGGCAUGGGAAGUUUGGAAUGCGUAUAUAAGAGACCGACCUUGCCCUGUUAAACAUUCCACAUAUAGGGAUGUCUUUAUUAAAGCGUUGGAAAUUAUAGCCGGGGAUAAGCGCAACUUGUCACUUGAAUUGCAGUCAAAAUAUCUAGUUUCUCUUUUUGAUUAUACCAAACUAGAGUACAUUCCUGAUCCUCUGAAGCAUCUGGUGGUCUUUCAGCUUCUCACAGACCUUCCAAACUUAUUCUUUCGUCUCCAUGACAUAGCCAAAGAGGAUGGCGAUGGAUCAUUUCUUGUUUUCGACAUGAAUGAGAAACUCAAGACAACUGCAGGACAGUCUUUUUUGAAUGCAAUUAACAGAAUGAAACAGCUGAUCCGUACUGACAACAACUGGUUUUGGAAUACACUGGACUCUGAUGCAGCACUCACGAACAGUAGUAUGACCAGAAAUGACCCUGCCUGUGUUUGUGACAGUGAUAUGGCAUAUGGGUUAGCUCAGCUUGAGGCCCUCACAAAAUUUGGAGAUAUGUCAAGUGUAAAAGAAAGCUUUUUAUGUCAGGAUCAAAUUAACACUUCAGGCUUUGGUUCUAUGGCUUCAAACGGUUUAGUACCACAGGUUCCUUAGAAACUUAAGUAACAGCCAUCGAUCUGGAAUCCUGGUGUCUCUUUUGGAAAUAAGUAUCAUGGGAUCUGAUGACUGACAGCAUGGCACACUAAAGCAUUCUGGAUUAUAAUUCUCCAGAUAAUCAUAGAAAUACUCAUCCAGUGUCCAACCAUUUAAGCAAGACUAUAGGUGCUUCUCAAAACUACUCUGGAAUUUGUUAUGUUCUUCAGCUUUUCUGCGAAGUGGUGCACAGAACACCAGAACAUUUCCAAAUUUUGCUGGACGUUAGUCAGUCUUAUCUUUAUAGACAUAAUUAUCUGUCGAGUUGCCUUUGGAUCUUCUCUUCUUCUUAGUGUGGUUCUAGGCCAAGUAAUUAAUGAUGUACAAAAAUGUGGUGCCUAUCAUUUAUAUCAAAGCAAUUUGCUGAAUUGUUUGUUUGGUAGAUGAUAGAAGAAAUUAAAACAGACGAGUGGGUGGAACCCAUGGAGUGGAUUUGAAUAGCUUGGUGGUUAAGAUACUUGCCUUCCUAUCAUUACAAUUUGUUUAGGAUUUUGGACUGAAUGUUUGGCUACGCAUAAAAGUAGUUUUCAAGGGAUAUCGAAUUACGAUUGAGUGAUUGCUGAAUGACCCCCAUGUCAUAUUAGACCAUACUGCUUUAACUAUAGGUGACAUUCUCCAAAGCACUCUCAUUAACAAGUAGAGUAUAGAUUCCAUAAUAGAAUAAACUAUAUGCAGCCUAAACUACAGUAUAGUAUAAUCAAGCAUUAAAUAGGAAUUUCCUUGAAUAGUAAAAUUCAUGGAACUAGGCACUUUUUACUUCCGGACGUAAACUGUAUAAUGGUGGGGUCCGCUGAUCUUGGCGUAACCUCAGGGCGACCGAAAUCCUACCUCUGAAAAUAAUUUAUAAUAGUUCAACAGUUACUGAAAUCUACAGCUUUAUGAUUUCUAAUAUUUUUACAAUGUACAAUAGAGAAAUUAUUAUUUAUACCUCUAAAACAAAAAUCAUGUCGUUCGGACAAAUAUUGGCAGAGAAAUCAUAGUUUUUCAACACGCAAUACUCACCUUCCCAUUCUUUAGCAUUAGAGAUUGUCAAAUUUUAACAAGUCGCACCUCUACAUAUGAUAAAUGCGCAUUCAGAUUUUUAAAAAAAGCCAAUGAAAUUAAUUUUAGAUGAUUUAUUCUCUUUUUGAUACUGAAACGGCCACGAGUGAGAGGUUUUUUGUGAAAGCUGACCCGCAUAUUUUAGGUUGCUUCAGAUUAACAGCCAACAUUUAUACACAGGGUUUUCGGAUACGCUCGCAGUAAAGAAAAGAUUCGAUAAAGCAAAAUCGAUUUAGAAAUUAUAAAUAAAAUAACAUUAUUUCUAAAUAAAUUGUGGACAUGUUACUGAAACAGCCAAAAAAAUUGGUGGAAUAUCAACGGAGAUGGCUUAAAAAACACGUCCAAAAUGGUCGGUUUUCAUGCGAUUUUGAGAUGUUGGCCUUUACAGGAUUUUUGGGACCCAAAACAAAUUGUAAUGCACAGGGUCCUGGGUGUCUUGGAACAGGAUUUACAGGGAACUAAACACAACUUGUGUAAAAUAAUCAGAGAUUUUCUAGUUAUGUCUUCUCAUCUGUUUAUACACUUGAUUUGAUUGAAAUAAUGCUGGAAGGACCAACUGGUAUAUUUAAAUUCUCUGUAUGUGAAAGUUAUGACACCCUUGACAAAAAAAUAACUUGAUUUUAACAAAAAAUAUAUUUAAUUACCUCAACUAUGGCCUAUGUAUAUAUUAUACCUUGAAUUUAUUAAUCUUGGCCUAGGCUUUCAAACUAACAUCUUGCUAAAUCUGGUGGUUGAAUACUAACAGUAAUUGUUAAAAUACAAUAGGAAUGUAUAUAAGUAUGUAAGUAUAGGAAAUAGUUUGGGGCACAUGGCUAAAUUUGUUAAAUUGUUUUUCUAGGGCAUUAGUGAAUUACUAGGUAAAGGUAUGGAAUUUAAUGCGGUAUUACUCCCUAUUGCAUCUAGGGGUUCAUGUAUCCCGGAAGUUGCGGGAGUCCCCCUGAAAAUAAACUAUCUCCCGCAAAUUCAUAAUAUUUGCAUAUUUUUACUACUUUCAGUUGUGUUACAGAAGCCUUUAAAAGUAUGUUUGACAUCUUAAUUUAAAUGAUUAUGUUAUAUUUAUUCAACAAAUAAUGAAGUUU
Messenger RNA from Anneissia japonica, 4944 nucleotides. RefSeq lists its product as uncharacterized. The record is from RefSeq and is a predicted model, not a curated record. The transcript has 14 exons. Lineage: Eukaryota; Metazoa; Echinodermata; Crinoidea; Comatulida; Comatulidae. Bases 149 to 2785 code for a protein of 878 amino acids.